Messenger RNA from Ascoidea rubescens DSM 1968, 867 nucleotides. RefSeq names its product mitochondrial carrier. NCBI's taxonomy places the organism in Eukaryota, Fungi, Ascomycota, Saccharomycetes, Ascoideales, Ascoideaceae. The record is from RefSeq and is a predicted model, not a curated record. Gene Ontology annotation, molecular function: L-ornithine transmembrane transporter activity. Gene Ontology annotation, biological process: mitochondrial L-ornithine transmembrane transport. The transcript has a single exon. The coding region runs from base 1 to 867 and encodes 288 amino acids.
AUGAAGGAUGUUUCAGCUGGUACUUGUGGUGGAAUAGCCCAGGUUCUUGCUGGACAACCAUUCGACACGACGAAGGUGAGACUCCAAUGUGCUCCUCCAGGAAAAUACAGUGGGGCCCUCGACGUUGUGCAGCAGCUUUUAAAAAACGAAGGGAUAUUGGGGUUUUACAAGGGCACACUAACACCAUUGGUGGGAAUUGGUGCCUGUGUUUCGAUUCAGUUUGGGGUGAAUGAGUUCAUGAAAAGGUUUUUCAGAACCCAGAAUGUUUCAAAGGGAUUGGGGGAGAACACUUCGCUAUCUUCGUUGCAGUUCUAUCUCUGUGGAGGUGCUUCUGGAUUUGCCAAUGGGUUUUUGGCAGCACCUAUUGAGCAUAUAAGAAUCAGGUUGCAAACACAAACAUCAGCAAAUGGAUUGUACAAUGGGCCCAUUGAUUGUAUUCGAAAGAUCCAUCAGCAAUCUGGGUUUGCUACCGGUGUGAUGAGAGGAUUGGGGCCCACAUUGAUCAGAGAGUCUCAUGGAAUUGGAAUCUAUUUCAUGACGUUUGAAGCGUUGGUUAAAUAUGACACCAGCAGAAACCAGAUUGAUAGAAAAGAAAUUCCUGGGUUGAGGUUGUGUCUUUAUGGAGCAGCAGCAGGUUAUUCGAUGUGGUUCACGUCCUAUCCAAUUGAUGUUAUCAAGACUAAGAUGCAAACCGACGAUUUGUCUAAUAAGGUGUACAAGUCUAUGUUGGACUGUGCCAGCAAAACCUACAAAGCUGGAGGAAUCAAGCCAUUUUUCAAUGGGUUUUUGCCAACAAUAUUAAGAGCAGGGCCAGUUAAUGCAGUUACGUUUUAUGCGUUUGAAUUAGCCAUGAGAGCCCUUGGUUAA